Molecule: messenger RNA, 1590 nt
Organism: Verticillium nonalfalfae
Lineage: Eukaryota; Fungi; Ascomycota; Sordariomycetes; Glomerellales; Plectosphaerellaceae
Exons: 2
Coding region: 1-1590 (529 amino acids)
Biological process (GO): peroxisome organization
Cellular component (GO): peroxisomal membrane
Source: RefSeq, a predicted model, not a curated record
AUGGAUGAAUACACCACAGACCUCUUCAUCCCGCGUCAGGACUCGCCAGAGCCCCCCGCUCAUCAUGACCAUGUUCUCGACGAGCUGCCUCCAUCAACACCUCCACGUCCUCAGCAGCAGCAGCAACAGCAGCAGCAAAACCGGCACGACGAUCAGAACGCCAGCGACACCUCGCCCUUGUCAGGUCGCAAAGGCUUUCGCGGCCGCGUAGCUGGUGCCGCCCUGACGAAGAAGCAUAGCAUACAGGAUCGUCUCGUGGAAAAGCUCCUGCAACAGGUCAUGCCCGACUCGGAAGGCAUCAGCGCCGGCGAUGAACCGCUCGCCGACGGCAUCCCCUCCGACAAGAGGCCCGCCUUUGCUGAGCGGCCCAACUUCAACAUCACGACAAUGUCCAACAACUUCCGACGCUUCAACGCCCGCAUCGGCGUCGUCUUCCAGUUCCAGGCCCAGGCCACGCGCCUCGUCACAUGGCAGCAUCCCACCCACACGCUGUCCUUCCUCUCCGUCUACACAUUCGUCUGUCUCGACCCCUAUCUCGUCGUUGCCCUGCCGCCGGCCAUCCUGUUGCUCGCCGUCUUCAUCCCCUCCUUCCUCGCCCGCCACCCGGCGCCGCCCUCAGGCACCCUCUCCUCCGAGCAGUCCUUCGGCUACUCCCCGCGCGGCCCGCCCCUCGCCCCGGCCCCGACUGUCAAGCCUGUCAAGGAGCUCUCGAAGGACUUUUUCCGCAACAUGCGCGACCUGCAGAACGUCAUGGACGACUUCUCCAACGCCCACGACCGCAUCAUCGCCCUCUUCCAGCCCCUGACCAACUUCUCCGACGAGCCCCUCUCGUCCUCCCUCUUUGCCGGCCUCACCCUCGCCGCCCUCGCCCUCACCAUCACGGCCGCUCUGCUGCCGUGGCGCUUCAUCUUCCUCCUGCUCGGCUGGGCCGCCCUCUUCCUCGCCCACCCCACCAUUGCGACGACCCUGACGACGGCCCACAAGGUGCACGUCGCGCCGCACGAGCGCCGCGCCGUCAGCUCCCUGCGCGCCUUUGCCGCACGCGACACCAUCCUCGACUCGGCCCCCGAGACGCGCGAGGUCGAGAUCUUUGAGCUCCAGCGCGCCGCGCCCGCCUCGGGCGAGUGGGAGCCCUGGCUCUUCUCGCCCUCGCCCCACGACCCCCUCUCGGCGCCGCGCAUCGCCCGCCACCGUCCCGUCGGCGCCCGCUUCUUCGAGGAUGUCCGCCCGCCCGACGGCUGGGUCUGGAGCGAGAAGAAGUGGGCCCUCGACCUCUGGAGCCGAGAGUGGGUCGAGGAGCGCAUCAUCACGGGCGUCGAGGUCGAGACCGAGGGCGAGCGCUGGGUCUACGACAUGUACGACGAGCGCGAGGCCGCCGCCGCCCGCGCCGCCGAGCGCAUGCCUGCCGAUGACGACGAGGGCGGGCCCGCCGACGUUGUCGACUGGAGCGUCCGCGGCCGCCCCAAGGUCGUGCCGCUGCCGAGCUGGGAGGAGGGCGACGACGGCGAGGGCCGCCGCGGCGAGUGGCGCCGCCGCCGGUGGGUGCGCCUUGUCAAGAGGCGGGCCCGCACCGACAGCGAGAGUGCGUAG